Corythoichthys intestinalis (scribbled pipefish) is the source of this 5013-nucleotide messenger RNA. RefSeq names its product NACHT, LRR and PYD domains-containing protein 3-like. NCBI's taxonomy places the organism in Eukaryota, Metazoa, Chordata, Actinopteri, Syngnathiformes, Syngnathidae. The record is from RefSeq and is a predicted model, not a curated record. Gene Ontology annotation, biological process: intracellular signal transduction. Gene Ontology annotation, molecular function: protein binding. The coding region runs from base 71 to 3079 and encodes 1002 amino acids. The transcript has 9 exons.
AAACGAGGCGACAACAAGGCAGCAUACCCAAGCGACAGUCAUCUCGCUCACGCGUUUACGAGGUGUAAGGAUGCCUCUGGACACCAACCGUAAGGAGCAGCUGUUGAAAACGCUGAUGGAGCUGGGGGAGGACGACUUCCAAUCCUUUAAGUUCUACACAGACCUACCUCUAAGCGUAUGUGAAAACUCCAGCCGGGUGUACAUUGCUGUUGAGCUGGUGAAGAAGCAUGGGGAGAACGUUCUGGAGGAGACGGUCAAGAUUCUGGAGAGGAUCGGUAACAAUAACUUGGCUGAGAUUUUGCGUCACAACAUUCUGGAAAUAACAGGUCAAUGCUGCUUUCUUGCAGGACCAGUCUUCUCCGUCCACGAUGAUGACGAUAAGCUUGCCAGAUUGAAGGGGGAGCUGCAAGACAACCUGCGGCGUUUAUACAACUUUGCUUCUGAGGGCAACAACGAGCGCUGGCGGCAGCAGCCUCUGACAGAUGUCUACACGGAGCUGGACAUCACCUAUGGGGCAGACAUCAGCCCCGACGAGCGGCACGAGGUCCUUCAGAUGGAGACGUGCACCGCGGCCAAGGAGUCUAUUCUGCUUUGCGACAUCUUCAAAAGCCCUGACGGAAAGCAGCGACCGAUACGCAUGCUGCUUACCAUCGGGUUCGCGGGAAUUGGAAAAACCUUCCUAGUUCGAAAGUUUGUGUGGGACUGGGCCAACGGGAAUGCCAAUCAGGACGUGCACUUCAUAUUUCCCUUCACUUUCCGCGAGUUGAACAUGGACAAAGGAAGGAGCUUCACGUUGGCCGAGCUCAUCCGACUCUACGUGUGCGAGAACAGGCACAUGAGCGAGGAAUCGCUGAACAAAAUAUUUGCCGACCUGCAGACGUCCGGGAAGCGGGACUACGAAAGCAGUAGUAUCAAGAUCCUGUUUGUACUGGACGGACUGGACGAGUGCAACUUCAAAAUGGACUUGAAGAACCACACCAAAGUGGACGUGGAUAUCGAGAAGGCUUACCCGCUGGAGGUGCUACUGGCGCACCUCGUCAAAGGGAACUUGCUUCCUUGCGCCCGGGUUUGGAUUACCACGCGGCCCGCGUCGGCCCACGAUAUCCCCUCCGACCUCAUCGACAGCCGAACAGAGGUGAGAGGAUUCAGCGAUUCCCGGAGGCUGGAGUACUUCAUGAAAAGGUUCCCAAAUAAGGAGAGCAUCAUUGAGCACAUUCGGAAAUCUCGCACCAUCUUCAUCAUGUGCCACAUUCCCAUCUUCUGCUGGCUCAUCGCCACAGUUCUUCAGGAUCAUUUGGACAAAGGAAAGGAGGGAGAGCUUCCCACAACGCUGACUGACAUGUACUCAGCGUUUGCAGGUCACCACCUGGAAAACUCCAAGGAGAGAAAUACAACAGAGUACAUCCUUUACGUGAAAGCCCUGGCAAAGCUGGCCUUUCACCACACCAUGAAUAUGUGUCAGAUCUUCUACGAGAAGGAUCUGGCAGACAGCGGCUUUGAUUACGGCCAAGCUGCAAAACACUCUGGUUUAUUCACAGAGGUGUUUAGGGAGGUCCCUCCGCUCAGGAGAAGCAAACAAAAGAUGUUUCAGUUCAUUCAUCUGACCAUCCAGGAGUAUCUGGCCGCACUAUACGUGAUGAUGAGCCUCUUCCACGACAACAAGAACGUACUGAAUGAUUCAAGAUGGAAAAAAAUAAACCAGAAGGCAAUCACUGAGGUCCACAAGUCAGCUCUCCAGAAAGCCUCGAAGAGUGGAGGAAACCUGGACCUGUUCCUCCGCUUCCUCUUUGGCCUUUCCUUGCCGUGCAACCAGCAACUAGUUGGGGAACUGCUGAAGGCUCCUCAGGACUGUGAGCAAAGUAAGUCAAAGACAGUCGAGUUGAUCAAGAAAACAAUCAAACGGAACACUCCAGAGAAAAACGUCAACUUGUUCUACUGCCUAAACGAGCUGAAGGACGACUCCUUGCUGAAAAAGAUCCAGGAGGAACUAGAUUCAGGACGUCUCUCCUGCCGUCAAAUGUCAAAUGACAUGUGGUCAGCCCUGGCCUUUUUCUUACUGACAGAUGAUGAAACCACAAAGUCCUUUGAUCUUCGCAGCUACUCCCCAUCGCCGUUGGGGCUCGAGAAGCUGCUGUUGGUGGUCAAGGCUUCUCAAACAUCCGAUCUAGGCAGUUGUCAUCUGAACAAACGCAGUUGUCAACUGCUGGCUUCAGUUCUCAGCGCUCCAUCCAACCUGAGGCAUCUGUACCUGACAUUCAACAACGAUUUGUCGGACGAGGGGGUCAAGAUCCUCUCAAACGGACUGGCCAGUCCACACUGCAUCUUAAAAGUCCUAAAGCUAAGACAAUGCAGGAUCACAAAGCGAGGAUGUGUUUCAUUGGCCGAGGCUCUCAAGUUAAACCCCUCCCAUCUUCAAGAGCUGGACCUGAGCUCGAACAAUCUGUCGGAUGAAGGGGUUGAGAUCCUCUCGAAAGGACUGACCAGCCCACACUGCAUCUUAAAAGUCCUCGACCUGACAAACUGCAGCAUCACUCAGCGAGGAUGCAUUUCAUUGUCUGAGGCACUCAAGGUAACCCCCUCCCAUCUUCAAGAGCUGGACCUGACCUUGAACAAUCUGUCAGAUGAAGGGGUUGAGAUCCUCUCGAAAGGACUGGCCAGCCCAGACUGCACCUUAAAAGUACUCAACCUGACAAAGUGCAGCAUCACUCAGCGAGGAUGCAUUUCAUUGGCUGAGGCACUCAAGGUAACCCCCUCCCAUCUUCAAGAGCUGGACCUCACCUGGAACAAUCUAUCGGAUGAAGGGGUUGAGAUCCUCUCGAAAGGACUGGCCAGCCCACACUGCAUCUUAAAAGUCCUCAGCCUGUCAGGGUGCGGGAUCACGAAGCGAGGGUGCAUUUCACUGGCCGAGGCUCUCAAGUUAAAUCCAUCACAUCUACAAAAGCUGGACUUCUGGGGCAAUCAAAUAGAAGAAGGAAAAAGGGUCUUAUUGGACAUCAAAGAGAAUCCCAGCUAUAGCCUGAAGACGUUGAACUUUAACUGGUGGAUCUUAGAACUAUUUUCAUCUAGGACAUCCACAUAGUCAUUCCAAAUGUUCAUUGUUAGAAGACGUUGAGUCCAUUUGGUCUCCUUCAGAUUUAGUUCAGUCCCAUGUACUCUCCGAUGAUUGCAAGAGCAACCCGUGUCGGCGCCAUGGGUAAAGCGGCCUCGCUCACCGAAUUCGAGGAGGUCGGCGUCGGGAUCUAUGCAGUGACGCCGCUACUGGGAGAUGGAAUUCAAGUGGACGUUCUACGACGAUGCCACUCAACUGCUGGCAGUUGUUUUCAUCAUACGCGGAGAUUAAGGAGGGGCCGGGGCCAUAGCCCCCUGGUGGCCGAACAUGUCAAUCCAUGUAAUUGACUUUCCAAUACUUUGUGUAAGAAUUUAAAAUGGACUUGCAGGUAAAAUGCUGUCCAUAAAAGUUGUAAAGCAAUAAAACAAACAACAAAAAUGAAUGAAAUUAACAAAAAAAAUUAUUUUCAUAAUGGGUAAAAAUUAAUUUUCAAACAGAUCAUUUGACUCGCACCUUAGAGACGGUCAUUUGCUUUGCGUAGCCAAAACCACCUCAGGAUAGAAGAAAUUUCUUUCAAACCUAAGCUUUCAAAAGCGACAAACACUACUGAGCGAGAACCAAGGAUUGAAGAUGUGGACCAUUGAACGCCGGAGAGCACCGCCAAAAUGGUGAGCGGAGUUUCUGUUUGCCCCAUUAAAGAUGCUAAUUGUACAACAGAGCGACCACCGAGCAUACCAUAUUCAAUGGACAACUUCCUUGGCCAGAAGCAUAACUGUCCUAAGCAGCCUGAUUUAGAAUUUUAGAAACGCUAAUUUUCAAUGUAUGAUUAUAAAUAUUCCUAGCCGGAAUAUUGAGUCAAAUGGAUGUAGUCUCCUGUUUUGCCUACCGCCAUUUUCAAACCCACCACGAUGAGGAUUCGUUUCGGAAGGGUGUGGGUGACUGGAAAAACUUGGGAUUAAAUCGGAUAUCUCCGAGGAAUGCGAAAAUUGGUGUCUACUUCUCCACAGAAAAAUGCCCGCUCACACACAGAUGCACACACACAUAGCUGGGAUGCCUGUAUUGAUGAGCAUGGGCUAAGCUACUAACCGAGCAUAUACAGUAUCUUGUAAGUUAAUUACUGACACCGCGUCUCGGGGUCAUCAACAUGCUUUGCCCCCCCUGCCACUCCGCCUAUGGUUUUCAUCCAUUUGUACAGGCAGGGGCCGUCGAAAAGGAUUCAACCAUGUAUUGUUUUUAAAUUGAAAUAUCUUAUUCAAUAUAUAUUGAAACUAGAAACUGCAAUUUCUGGAAAAAUUGCAAUGAGAGCUUUUCUGUGAUGGAUACUGAUCUAAGACACGCCCAGUUGAUUCUGGAGUGUUGAUAUGAGGUUAUUUUCCUGGAAUGCUGUAUUGGGUUUACGCCAAAUAUGUCCUCUGUUUUGGCGUCCAAAUAAUUCAAAUUUAGAUUCAUCAGUACAAAUAACAUUAUUCUAGAAGUCCUGGUCUUUGUCUACAUUCCCUCUGGCAAACUUCAGUCUGGUCUUCAUGUUCUUCUUGGAGAGCAACGGUUUCCCUCUUGCACACCUACCAUCAAGGUUAAAGUGUGUACGAAAGGAGAAAAAAGUCUUGAAUAGCAUUAUUAUGUGAAUUAGGAUCAUAUUUUGAGACGAUUCCACGAUAUACAACAAUUUAGCAAAGCUCAAAUGACGAGACAUUAGUCUUUUAAUCUGCCAGUUAGCCACGCCUACCAUUAUAGGGCUCUAGCGUCCCCAACAGGUGGAUGACGUCAGCGGGAGAAUGGGCUCAUCGGUUGUACUAUUUAGCCCAUUGAGGGGUAAUUGUUCAGAACGAGGAAAACGCGACGAAGAGAGCCGCAAAAUGUAAUUGUUUCAAUCUCUCUACUCUAAUAUUUUACGGGAUAUUCUUUUUAUCCAAGUAUUUUCCCCAAUAGCUAAAUAAAUGGCAUGGUCAUGACAAAUAACAGUC